CCACGCUCAAACCUGUCUAGCAACACAAAUCUGGGAACAUAUUUUUCUCACGUUGACAAAACAACACUACAGCUCUGAAGUUUGGGACUGAGAUCUGCCGGACUAAGCCAACAGAGAGAUCAUAGUAUUUGCUACUUAUGUGAAUUAUUCAAAUGCCCCACAAGAAGCAGCCGAGGCAUUAUUCUGAUCAUCUAUGAUCUCAUGAUGACUAUUUCUAAACCUUGAUCUCCUGUCUGCACCAAGCACCUGCCACAUAUCAGGCUUGGGAUCAGUAGAUGUGGGCCAAAAUGUCACUUUCACAACAUGUUCUGGUGAACUUUGAAUACAAUUACAAGACUCGAGAUGGUAGAACGGUGUCCAUCAAACCCAACGAGCACUACAUUCUUGUAGCCAAGACAAAUGACAACUGGUGGCAUGUUCGCCGGGAUGAAACGGACAAGCCUUUUUACAUCCCAGCUAAGUAUGUGACGGAGCUUCCACCUGAGAGCAACCAAACUCCACUGGACCCUCCGGAAGAGUUUAGCGGGCAUGAAUCUGAAUGUUCAAGCUCAGAGACAGCUCCUUUUACUCUCCCUGAUACCCACACAUCUGCAGAGGUGACUCUUAGAGUCCCUGCCUCAAUCAAAACGGACACAGAGAAAGAUGGUCAUAGAAUAUCAACAUACAUUAUUCCAAAGUAUUUAUUUGAACCAAAGGUUUUGGAAACAAACCCCAAACAGGCUGAAGCAGAGGCCAGCCUUGCACCUGAACUUGAUAUCUAUGGUACAGAUAAAGGUAUAGUCCAUGACAUGUCCACCAACUCUGCUUCUCCAACUAAUGGGGAAACACCACACACUAUCUUACUGCCUCAUGUCCAUACAAACAACACGCUAUCCACAGAGAUGGAGACAAAAUCAGCCAUGAAUGACAAGGAGACAACAGAGAGGCCUCAGGUAGAUACAAAAAGCUUGGAUCAAGAUAUUCAGAUGCUCAUGAGAACUGGGAGUCCUGAAAUAUUGAACCCCACAGAUAAAAGAAAGAGUUUGUAUGAGAGUAUGGAAACAGUGAGGGAACCAGAAUCCCCAAAGAUUGAGGACAAUCCAACAGGGACUGUGAGGACACCAAGUUCCACCACCGUCCCAACCCCAGGUACUCCGGACAAAUCCAUGGUAGAGGAUGACAGUGCCCUUACAGCCGUGUACGUAAACAUCCCCCAGUUGCGCAGAAGUGUCACUGACACAUCCAGUCCCUUUACCUCUCCAUCACAGGAGUUCCCGCCCCCUCCUGACACCCACCUUCUAGACGCAGGAUGGGAGGUCCACAUUGACGAUCAGAGCGGGCAAGAGUACUACUACCACCCCUCUACGGGCCGCAGCACAUGGGAGUAUCCACUCAGCAACUCCAUGGAGUCUCCGGUGAGGGCAGACGAGUCCCGUUCACCACCUUCUUUCCCCCAGUGUUUUGGCUCCUCACCCGUGAGCCCUCCUCCUCUUCCUCAGAGGUGGAGCUCUGAUUGGGAGAAGGUGCUGGACGAGAAUACUGGAAGGCACUAUUUCUUCAACUCUGUGUCGGGACAGAGCUCUUGGGAUCCUCCAGAGGAUGUUGGGUCAUCAGAGACCAGGAAUUUUCUAGAAGAUAUCCCGCCUCCGUAUCCUGAUGAAGACUACCCAGCAUCUCCAGAGCAGGAGGAGGAAACAUCUCCACUCCCUGUGCCCUUUUGCACAAAGUAUUCUUUGAUUCAUGUGAAGAAGGCCUCUAUCCCCAGGGCAAGCCUGGAUCAGAGCACGCCUCCUGGCUGGAACCUCACCAUAGACCCUGAUGGAACUUGGGUCUUCACGAGUGAUCACACACAGGAACAGUGGAUCAAGUCGCUAGACGAUGAGGGACGAUCAUAUUACUACCUAAGAGACGGCAGCAAGACCCAGUGGAACUUACCAGAGUACUCUGGUAGUUCAGGCUAUUAUGGAGUGGGAAAUGGGGCUUCAGGUGAGCAGGACGGAAUGGGAUCAAUGCAGAACUGGAGACACAGUACGGGAUACCAGGAGGAUAAGUUCUACUCAUCUUCCUGUAUGAGUAUAUCAGACAACGACAUCUACAGCUCUGCUGAGGUUCAUAAUGUUUCAAUCUUGGAGAAGGCUGGAAUCCUGAACAAAACAAAGGUGUCUGAAAAUGGGAAAAAAGUCAGAAAGAACUGGGCUCAAUCCUGGACGGUUCUUCAUGGAGGAAUACUGACUUUCCAUAAGGACCCAAAGUCCACACCAACCGGAGCAUCAAGCAAGACAAAUCAGAUAGUCCCAGAAUUUACUGUGGAUUUAAAAGGAGCAGCAAUUGGCUGGGCAUCCAAGGACAAAUCAAGCAAGAAAAAUGUUUUGGAGCUCAAGAGUCCGACUGGCGCGGAGUACUUGAUCCAAUACGACACGGGAAGCAUUAUCAGUGACUGGCAUAAAGUCAUUGUAGAUACCAUACGCCAGCUGGAUUUGGAUCAGCACCACUCUGAAGAUGAGGAGGAAAUCAGUGAAAAGUCCUCCAGCACAGACAGAGAGGAGAGAUUCAUAGACAAAAGAACUAUGAGCAAUGCAACACGACAGCCUUCCACAAGCUUAACAUCUGAAGCAGAUCAGAAGAAAGUUCGCACCAAACUGAAGAAGUUUCUCCUGAAGCGGCCCACCCUGCAGUCCGUCAAAGACAAAGGCUAUAUCAGAGAAAAUGUAUUUGGAUGUCACUUGCACAAUUUGUGUGUUCAGGAGAGGACCACAGUACCCAGCUUUGUAGAGAAAUGCAUCCGGACUGUAGAGAAAAGAGGUUUGGGAAUCGAUGGACUCUACAGGGUUAGUGGGAAUCUGGCGGUCAUUCAGAAACUGCGUUUCAAAGCAGAUCAUGAGGAUCUGGACUUGGAGGAGGGUAACUGGGAUAUCCAUGUGAUCACAGGAGCACUAAAGCUGUUCUUCAGAGAACUACCGGAACCGCUCUUCCCUUACAAUCUGUUCAAUGAGUUCAUCUGUGGCAUCAAAAUUCCUGAAUAUUACAAUAAACUUAACCACAUGAAAAAUCUCGUAAGAUCUUUACCAGCACCCAACCAUGACACAAUGGAAGCGUUAUUCAGCCAUUUACGCAAGGUUGUUCAGCAUGGAGCUGAGAACAGAAUGACUGUGCAGAACGUGGCCAUUGUUUUCGGCCCAACGUUACUCAAACCUGAGUUGGAGACAUCAAACCUAACCAUGUACAUGGUCGUCCAGAACCAGAUUGUAGAGUUCUUGCUCAAUGAAUUUGAGCCUAUCUUCCACACGUGAUUAACAUAAACACUCAGGGGCAAAUAUCAAGCAUCAGAUGAUAAUGCGUUGCCUUUUUGGGCUGAAUCCACAACCCCACUUAAAUGCUUAGAUAAUGGGAGCGAAAUGAUCAAAACUGAUGUGACCGCUGUGUGAAGGAAAGCUACAUUUUACAGCAUAUUAUGAAUGGAGAGGCCAUAAAUAUAGAAAAGUAAACUUCAUAAUUAAUAUUUUAAUAUCACUUAAACAGAAUUAAGGAUUAUGUAAGUAGUUUAAAUAUUGAAAGGGCAGCACGUUUAAAAAUUGUUUAGAGUAUGUAGUUUAAACAAUUUUAAUGUGUUGUCUCUUAGACAUAAGGAAAAACCCCUCACAAUAAUGUUGAAGUAUAUUUGUCCGAGUGUAUUUGUGAACUUUCAUUUAUAAAAAAAAAAGUUAUUAGCUAAUUUCUUUUUUUUGCAACACACAAACAGAACAUUUCUUUGGCCUUUUGCCUCUCUAGUGUAGUGCAAAACCCUGAAGGUUUUAAAAGUCGCCUUUAGUUCCUACAAUGGUUUACUAUGGUUACAAUUUGUAAUGUGAAAGUAGAGUAAUAUUUUAAAUUACAAUGUUCCUGUGUUUAGGUGAACUAUGUUAUAAUCUUUUAUGUUUUCUAAUACUCUGUAACAUAGAAAUGUACAAAGAAAAUACUGCCGGUUUGUAAAUGUAAAUUGGGAAUGCCAAGUUACAUGUACAUUGUUAUUAAGCCACAAUAUUGUAGACUUUGCGGUUCGAUAAUAUAGCAUCUGUAAAAUGGAAUUUGUACAUAGAUUAAGCAUUAAUAUUUUAUUACAACCUGCCGCACUCACAUAAUAAUCAUUGUAAGUUGUUUGAAGGUGGGUGUAUAUAGAAAAGGCGUAUUUAUGCUGUAAAUUACUUUGAGUAAACAGGCUUUUAAUAAAG
Messenger RNA from Xyrauchen texanus (razorback sucker), 4187 nucleotides. RefSeq names its product rho GTPase-activating protein 27-like. Gene Ontology annotation, molecular function: protein binding. Gene Ontology annotation, cellular component: cytoplasm. The record is from RefSeq and is a predicted model, not a curated record. Gene Ontology annotation, biological process: regulation of GTPase activity; signal transduction. NCBI's taxonomy places the organism in Eukaryota, Metazoa, Chordata, Actinopteri, Cypriniformes, Catostomidae.